Molecule: messenger RNA, 935 nt
Organism: Penaeus monodon (black tiger shrimp)
Lineage: Eukaryota; Metazoa; Arthropoda; Malacostraca; Decapoda; Penaeidae
Product: ubiquitin carboxyl-terminal hydrolase 16-like
Molecular function (GO): zinc ion binding
Source: RefSeq, a predicted model, not a curated record
AGUCAAAAGCCUGUGGCCAUGCUAACCGGGCUGUUAACUUCAGCUUGGUGAGGAAGGCAUUAAAACAGGGACAGCCCAUCGGGGACUGCACCCAGUGUCGCAAGGGUCACUGCUCUGAUCUUAAGGAUGAAGCUGAGAAGGAUACUGAGAAUACCUAUGUUCCUGUGAUCUGGCUGUGCUUGUUCUGUGGCCACCAAGGCUGUGACCGCAACACCCGAGAACAGCAUUCUUUUCUUCACUAUCGCACUCCGCGUUCAGAUCCUCAUUGUCUUAUCCUAAAUACUCAGGCAUGGAAUGUGUGGUGUUAUGAUUGUGACUCAGAGGUACACCAGACUAGUUCCAAGAAACUUCAUGAAAUUGUAGAAUAUAUUAAACGACAAAAAGACAUGGCACCACACCGGGCAGUUAUGUCACAACCUGUCACAAAUAAACCUUCAUAUAUCUCCGGGACUGAAUCUGGAACGGUGACUGUAACCAAAGGAACUAUUUCUUCUUUCGAUGACAACUCUAAAGCCGCAAAAAAAUCAGCGAAAUGCGCAAGCGAGUGUUCUUGCAUCACUGCCGAAAGUGAAGGGUCUUAGCAAUCUAGGCAACACCUGUUUCUUCAACUCAGUAAUGCAGUGCUUGGCACAGACACACUUCCUGACACAGCUUCUAGAUGUACAAUGCCAGAGUGGUCAAAGAGUGUACUUACCUGGACAGGCAAAGUCAUCUCUUGAUGAUCCUAAAAAGUCACAAAUCACAGAGAAUGGCAGAAUUCAGCAGAAGAAAAAAGAAAAAAUUCCUCUGAAUGAAAAUGAAGAGGAUGUGGAACUGAAACCUCUUGACUUGAUUCUUCCUGAGGGUGGAGGGCUGACUUUGGCAACUGCUGCUUUCCUGAAAGAUAUGCAUUCUGUUGGCAAGAAUGGUGUUCUGAAUCCAGGACAUCUGUUUGG